AUGAGUGCCGUGCAAGCGUCCGCUCUCAGAACGACAUUCGUGACGCCUCUACCCUCCUCCUCAGCGUCAUACCGUAAUCGGGUAACCCUAUGUCGCACAGCCACAUCACCGUUUCUGCAAUCGGAGCCGCGACGCAUCGCGCGGCAAACGCAAUGCCGCGCGAAUCGCGGCAGAGAUAUCCCGGACACGGAUUGGAUGACGAGGACCGACCCGUGGGAGCUGCUAGGCGUCGCGGAAGGGUCCUCCGUCGAUGAGAUUAAAGCAGCCUUUCGCGCCAAGAUCAAGAACGUCCAUCCCGACGUGUACCGAGGGGAGUUAGACGCUGAGGCGAUCACAACCCGCCUCGUGCUCGCCUAUGAGUUGCUUCUAGAGGAGGUGGAGAAUCCCACGGGAGGCAGAAGAUGGAGGAGAGAGGAAGAGGAAGAGGAAGAGGAGGGGGAUCUCUGGCCCUGGGUCAACGAAAUUCGUUGCCUUGGUCAAUCCUGUCGCUCCAGCUGCAUAGUGACAGCGCCCUUCCUCUUCUCCUAUGCGGAGGACACAGCCAGGGCCCGUGCCAUGUCCCCUGAUGCCUUCCAAGGGUGGACAGUGGGAGGGGAGACUAAGGACAGGGCUCGUUACUGUGUCAACCUGGCUGUGGGACAAUGCCCAGAGCUUUGUAUACACUAUGUAACGUCCGCACAACAUGCUGAACUAACUGAGAAGCUUCAAGG
Molecule: messenger RNA, 710 nt
Organism: Closterium sp. NIES-65
Lineage: Eukaryota; Viridiplantae; Streptophyta; Zygnematophyceae; Desmidiales; Closteriaceae
Source: the annotation of a GenBank genome assembly